CUUUUCAGCCAGUGUCGUCUGAUGACUAUUGAUCACCACGUUGUUGCAUGAGUAAAUCGCUAAAAGAAUAUCUUUGUAGCUUUUAAAUUGAAUUUGUUCAGCUUUGCAAUUAUUCCUUAAAUAAGUGAGACGACCAUUACGUGUUUUUCAUUCUGGUGGAGGUUGGUACACUGCCAAAAUGGGUUCUGCUGGUUUAGAAGAAAACGAAAAGUCUCCAACGAAAAAGCAAGCGAACAAAAAAAAUUUCGUCAAGGAAGCAAGUCCUGCCAAGACUGCGCACGAUUGGAGGAAAUAUAGUAAUAGAGAAGUAGUAGGAAGCGAUGGAAUAUCGCCCGUGGAAGUGGAGUUUUACGAUGAUGGAACCGUUACUUUCUUUUGGCGAGCUCAUACUUUGACAGUACUUUUUGUUAUGAUUGCAGCUCUCAUCUAUGUUGCAGUUUUUGAACCUGUAAUAUUAGAUACCCAAUACAACACAAAACGGGGACUUGUUGCCUGUGUUGUAGUAUUCAUUCUUCUAUGUGCUACUGUUACACCAAAUGGGCCAUUCAGGCGGCCUCAUCCUGCUUUAUGGAGAUUUACGUUUAGUUUGAGCAUUGUUUAUGAACUGGUAUUAAUUUUUGUGCUGUUUCAGACAGCUGAUGAUGCCAGGAAACUUUUGAAGCAUUUUGACAACAAAUUGGGGGAACCCUUAGCUGAACGUAGCUAUGGUGGUAGCUGUGUAAUUUAUGAUGAUGCAAUGCCAGAAAAUCCAUGGCAUAAUGUCAUUGACAAAUUUGAUGCUUUUGUCCCUACUCAUUUUUUUGGUUGGUGGUUAAAAACACUGAUUUUAAGAGACUGGUGGUUGUGUACCAUUAUAUCUAUUAUGUUUGAAAUUCUCGAGUACACAUUGGAGCACCAACUUCCCAACUUCAGUGAAUGCUGGUGGGAUCAUUGGAUAAUGGAUGCAUUAUUGUGCAAUGGUUUGGGAAUCAUUAUUGGGAUUCAAACUCUUAAAUAUUUUUCGAUGAAAACUUAUUACUGGCGUGGGCUGUGGAACAUACCCUCCUAUAGGGGUAAGCUCAAGCGAAUGAUCGCUCAAUUCGGUCCUUAUAAUUGGGUUCAAUUUGAAUGGCGUCCGCUUUCUUCGCUUGGAAGGUGGUGUGCUACGUUGGGAAUCAUGUUCAUUUUUUUGCUGACAGAACUGAACACCUUUUACUUAAAGUUUGUAUUGUGGGUUCCACCGGAUCACUGGCUUAAUUUGGUCAGAUUAUUUCUAGUCCUUCUAUGGGGAGCCGUCGCUCUUCGAGAAACCUUUCAAUACUUUGACGAUCCUGACUGUGAAAAUUUCGGUCGUCAGUCCUGGGUUAUCCUCUCGAUUGUCAUUACAGAAUUUUUGAUUGUUGCUCGCUUUGAUUGGGAAACUAUUACUAAACCAUUACCUCGGCAUGUUGUGCUGUUUUGGUCAAUAUUCUUCCUUUUGCUGUUGACCUGGACCGUAUUUAGAUUCUUCAUUGCUCGGGAUCUACAAAAAAAUGCUGAUAGAUGGUUGGAGGAGCAACGACGCCGUCUACUUUGGUUACGAGCCAAAAGCAUAGAGCUUGGUAUUUAUAGCCCAGAGUCGAAUGACCGUUUAGAAAAUCCAGAUGAAGCUGGCCAUCUUGAAUCUCCGACAGAUAACCAGCCACGGUCGAGUCCACUCUCAACGAAACCAAAAAAGCGUAGGGUUAAUAAAGCAGACUAGUUAAAUGAAGGCAAUGGUCAGCCAGUACGCACUCUAAAUUUGUUCGUAUUUCAAUGGACCAAAGCUGUUAACUAAAGACAAAAAGUUCGUGAAAAUUGACAAGUAGAUGGAGAUUAGAUCUUGAUGCUUUUUCAGUUCUGGAGAUUACUAACUAACUCAUUUCACUUAAAAAAGUGUUUCCCUUUUCAUUUUAUUGCUAUACAAAGUGUUGAGUUGUCUA
Messenger RNA from Daphnia pulicaria, 1940 nucleotides. RefSeq names its product phosphatidylserine synthase 2-like. The coding region runs from base 179 to 1720 and encodes 513 amino acids. Gene Ontology annotation, biological process: phosphatidylserine biosynthetic process. The transcript is spliced from 12 exons. The record is from RefSeq and is a predicted model, not a curated record. Gene Ontology annotation, molecular function: L-serine-phosphatidylethanolamine phosphatidyltransferase activity. Lineage: Eukaryota; Metazoa; Arthropoda; Branchiopoda; Diplostraca; Daphniidae.